Ostreobium quekettii is the source of this 867-nucleotide messenger RNA. Lineage: Eukaryota; Viridiplantae; Chlorophyta; Ulvophyceae; Bryopsidales; Ostreobiaceae. The record is from the annotation of a GenBank genome assembly.
AUGCGAUCUUUCAGGGAGCCUGACAUGAGUGGAAGAAUUGUCUACGUUGGGAACCUUCCCCUGGAUGUGAAGCACAGGGAGCUGGAGGACCUGUUCUACAAGUAUGGACGCAUCAGGAACGUUGACCUGAAGCUGCCCCCAAGGCCCCCUGGCUUUGCUUUUGUGGAAUUCGAUGAUCCUAGGGACGCCAUGGAUGCUGUGAGGGGAAGGGACGGAUAUGAAUUUCUUGGCAACAGGAUCAGGGUUGAGGUGUCCCACGGUGGUGGCCGUGGCUAUUAUCGGAGCAGAGGUUCGGCAACCUAUGGCAUGUCCCGCAGAACUGAGUUUAGGGUCAUAGUGACAGGGCUGCCGAACUCAUGCUCUUGGCAAGACCUUAAGGAUCACAUGAGGAAGGCAGGAGAUGUCACAUUUGCACAGGUGCUGAGGGACAGGGAUGGAAUGAUGGGUCUUGUGGACUAUGCAUCACUCGAUGACAUGAAACAUGCCAUUCGCAAGCUGGACGACUCUGAAUUCCGCAACCCUUUUGACAAGGGGUACAUUCGUGUACGGGAGGACCGGGGGGGCCGACGCUCGCCUCCGCGAUCACCAGUCUCUGGUGGCAGUCGAAGCUGGUCCAGGAGCCGCAGUCGGUCCAGAUCCCGCAGCCGUACUCGCAGCAGGAGCAGGGGUAGGGACGUGUCCAUGAGCUCACAUGGCCGCAGCAAGUCGAGGUCGCGCUCUGUCUCCAGGGGCAGGUCGCCCUCCAAGGACAAGGACGCCCGUAGCCCGUCGCGGUCGGAUGGCCACGCCAACGGCAGGCACCGCUCACCAAGCAGGAGCCCCUCACGUUCGCCCGUACGAUCUGCAAGCCCAGAUCCCAACUCUUGA